Messenger RNA from Drosophila sulfurigaster albostrigata, 553 nucleotides. RefSeq lists its product as uncharacterized. The record is from RefSeq and is a predicted model, not a curated record. The transcript has 2 exons. NCBI's taxonomy places the organism in Eukaryota, Metazoa, Arthropoda, Insecta, Diptera, Drosophilidae. The coding region runs from base 65 to 478 and encodes 137 amino acids.
AAAGUUCAAGCACAACGUGCAGUGUCGUCAGCAAAAAAAGAGGUUAAAACUGAAUUUUUCCAGAAUGGCUGUUGUGAGCAUUGGCUAUACUUCGACAAAUGGAUAUGAGAGUGACUUGGAUGGGUUCCCUUACUCGCAGUUUGUGAAGAACCUCUAUAGAAUGAGGCGGGAGCGACAGCAGCGCGAAGGUGCUCCGCCAAUGAGACCUCAGUACAGGCGUCCGCGUGCCAGAAGAAUGCGUAUGCAUAUGCGACUCUCAAUUUCUUCAACUCUAAAUAAUAACUAUUUCGAUUAUGAAGGAGCACGCAUAAUACGCAUGGAACGACGCCGCAACGAUCCGCCGCAUUCGCCGUUUGAGGCUUUUUGUCUGCUCCUCAAAUCCUUAAAUCCGAAAUAUCAUUUCGAAUUCUAUUGCUUUCUGUGGGUUCUAGCUGCGUUCGCUAUUCUGGCUUAUGUGACUUAUUGGAAGUGUUAUUGAAAACUGGAUUGUAUCAAUUGGUGCUGUAUUAUCACACAACAAAUGUAAUAAAAAUCAAUGAAAUCUGUUGCUUUU